Messenger RNA from Leucoraja erinaceus (little skate), 3548 nucleotides. RefSeq names its product cyclin-dependent kinase-like 1. The coding region runs from base 554 to 1594 and encodes 346 amino acids. Gene Ontology annotation, cellular component: cytoplasm; nucleus. The record is from RefSeq and is a predicted model, not a curated record. Gene Ontology annotation, biological process: protein phosphorylation; intracellular signal transduction. The transcript has 9 exons. Gene Ontology annotation, molecular function: cyclin-dependent protein serine/threonine kinase activity; MAP kinase activity; ATP binding. NCBI's taxonomy places the organism in Eukaryota, Metazoa, Chordata, Chondrichthyes, Rajiformes, Rajidae.
AAAGGAAACCAGAGAGAGAGAGAGAGAGGGAAGGUGACAAAACGACAGAGGGAGAAAGAGAAGGGCAAAGAGGAAAAGGGGAGAUAACUGUGGGUGAAGGACACAGAGAAAGGGGACACAACAGAGUGGGGAGAGAGAGAGGAGAGAGAAGGAGGAGGAGAUAGAGGAGAGGAGAAAAGGAGAGAGAGAGGGGAGAGGAGAAGGAGAGAGAGGUGAAGGAGGAGGAGGGAGAGAGAGGAGAGGAGGAGAGAGAGAGAGAGAGAAAGAGGAGAAGGGAGAGGGAGAGGAGGAGAGAGAGAGAGAAAGAGGAGAGGAGAAGGAGAGAGAGAGAGAGGAGAGGGAGAGAGAGAGCAAUAGAGAGAAAAUCCAUUAACUAAGAGAGAGAGGUGGGAGAGAGAAACAUACCAAGGCACCCCACACGAACACGGGCGAGCUGGCAGGGAUUCAGCAGGUGGGGGGUAUUUUCCACCAGGGGAGGUGAAGGGAGGGCGAGGGCACUGCCAGGCACCUACGUGUUAGGGGGUGAAGGCUGAGACCCUGUGUCAGUGCGGCCAUGGAGAAGUACGAGAGGCUGGGCAAGAUUGGGGAGGGCUCGUACGGAAUGGUGUUCAGGUGCAAGAACAGGGACACGGGCCACAUCGUGGCCAUCAAGAAAUACAUGGAGUCCGAUGAUGAUCCACAAAUAAAGAAGAUCGCAGCGCGGGAGGUCCAGAUGCUGAAGAAACUCAAGCACGUGAACCUGGUGAACCUGCUGGAGGUGUUUCGGUACAAGCGGAAGAUGCACCUGGUCUUUGAAUAUUGUGACCAAACCGUGUUGAACGAGUUGGACAAGUACCCCCGAGGGGUGGCCGAGGACCGGGUCAAGAGCAUCAUACGACAGACGCUACAAGCCGUCAACUUCUGCCACAAGCACAACUGCAUCCACAGGGACGUGAAGCCGGAGAACAUCCUCAUCACCAAGCACGGCGUGGUCAAACUCUGCGACUUUGGCUUUGCACGGAUCCUGACUGGGCCCGGAGAUGAGUACACGGAUUAUGUGGCAACACGAUGGUACCGUGCCCCGGAGCUGCUGGUUGGAGACAUCCAGUACGGCCCGCCCGUGGACGUCUGGGCUAUAGGCUGCGUCUUCGCUGAGCUCAUCUCCGGCAACGCCCUGUGGCCAGGCCGCUCCGAUCUGGAUCAGCUCCACCUCAUCAGCAAGACACUGGGGGAUCUCAUCCCUCGCCACCAAAAGAUCUUCAGUUCCAACCAACAAUUCAGAGGCGUGAACAUUCCCGAGCCUGAUGUCCUGGUGCCGCUGGAGGAGAGGUUUCCACACAUCUCCGCUCAGGCCCUCCACUUGAUGAAGGCCUGCGUGAUGAUGGACCCGGCAGAGCGGCUGAGCUGCGAGCAGUUGCUGCGGCACCCACACUUCGACAGCUGCCGGGGGGAGAUGGAGGGCCGGAGGGAAGCGGAGAGGAUGAGGAGGAUGCAACGCAGACGCCCUCCAGGGCCGCAGUACCUGCCGCAGCUAACGUGCAGCAACAUCCUGCCGGCGCCGGAGAAUAAGAAGCACCACCGGCAGAAGUACGACCACCACCUGCCCAACAUCUGACUAUAUGGCAGCAAAAACCAGCCAGCCCAGCCAAACACCUAUCUGUACAACCACACCUUCCCCAGCAAGUGGAAAUCCUGACAUCACCUUCCAAGCCCAUUCUGCGUUUGGGGACUUGGUCACUAAUUUUGUGCGGGGGUGAGUGUUGAAGCAUGUCGGCUAGAGACCAAUGCGGACGUUCUGAUAGCAGCUGAACAAACAGGAGGCGUCUGGCAACAACCGUACCUAACACACUCUGAAGAAGGGUCCCAACCCGAAACGUCACGACCAUUUCCCUCCAUAGAUGCUGCCUGACUUACUGUUCCUCCAGCACUUUGUGUUUUGCUCAAGAUAGCAACAUCUGCAGUUGCUUAUGCCUCCUAACACACUCUCAGAUGGACUUCACAACUGGGAAGGCACAGUCCAGGCCACUGGACAAUAGACUAAUUAUUAGUCAGUCUGAAAAAGGGUCCCUACCUUAAACGUCAUCUGUCCAUUUCCCUCCAGAUGUUGCCCGAACCACUGAGAUCCUCCAGCACUUUGUUUUUAUACAUUAUUGGCCAGACCAAUUUAUUAGUUUUGUUUAGUUUAGAGAUACAGCGCGGAAGCAGUUCCUUCCAGCCCCCAGAUUCCGCGCCGACCAGCGAUGCCCCGCACAUCAACACCAUCCUACACACACUAGGGACAAUUUACACUUAUACCAAGCCAAUGAACCUACAUUGAAGCACGUCUUUGGAGUGUGGGAGAAAACCGAAGAUCUCGGAGAAAACCCACGCAGGUCACAGGGAGAACGUACAAACUCCGUGCAGACGGCACCUGUGGUCGGGAUCAAACCCGGGUCUCUGGCGCUGCGAGCCUUGUAAGGCAGCAACUCUACUGCUGCGCCACAGUGGCCACCUCAAUUGUAUAGGCCAUUUUUUCAACAGGCUUUGAUUUUGCAACUCCUGUUUGUAGGCCAGUAGAUUAUGUGUGUCAGUUUUCCUAAUCAGUUGGCAUUCAAUCUCCUCUCAAUAUGACAAUGAAGGGAACACUUCAGAAACUGCUUCCACAGCACCAUCUGGUGGCUAGUGUUUACUUAUGCUCAAUGACUCAAUGUGAAUAGAUUCAAGAUUCAAGAGAGUUUAUUGCCAUGUACCCCAGAUAGGACAAUGAAAUUCUUGCUUUACUUCAGAACAUUGUUGUAUGUAUUUGGGGUGUGAGAGGAAACCGAUGAUCAUAAGAGAUUGGAGCAGAAUUAGGCCAUUCAGCCCAUUAUGCCUGCUCUGCCAUUCAAUGAUUGCUGAUCUGUCCCUCCUAACCCCAUUCUCCUGCCUUCUUCCCAUAACCUUUAACCUGAAGAUCUCGGAGAAAACCCAUGCGUGCACAAACUCUGUGCAGACUGCACCCGUGGUCAGGAUCGAACCCGGGUCUCUGGCGCUGUAAGGCAGCAACUCUACCGCUGCGCCACAGUGCUGCCCAAAGCUAGGAGGAAUUAAAUAUCUAGCACGGUGGGAUGAAAUUUUUGGAGAGUUGUGUGCAUGACACACAUGGUGGAGAGAGUGGUGAUCUGGCAAGCAGGUGGGAACGGUGUUCCCUUCAGCCUGAGACGGGUGAGGUGCCUUUGGGAACAGUGGAUUUGCAACAAUGAUGGAAGGAAUGUCUGCGAUCCCUGUUGGACUUGAAGCAAAGAGAGACCUUCACCAACAAACCCGACUCCUUGAGGGAGCAGCCCAUACCACAUCUGAACAGUAACAUAACAGCCCGAGCAAGCUGGAGCUACUGGGUGGUGAAUGAGAAGGUGGGAGUGGAGGGGGGAAUAGGGAGAAGGCUGUUCAUGCCAUCUUGGCUUCUUACAUUGAGCAAUGUCCUGACCAGUUCUGGACAAUAUAGUCACUGAGCAAAUCCUGAGCCCAGUCUCAUAUGCAAGAGAAGAAAUGGAUGUUUGUGUUAAUCAAAUUAAAUUAUGUGUUGUGUAAAAACGUGUCUCUGCUGUGUU